GCAGCCGUUAGAACCCGAUCAGCCGCGCCAAGACGAGGUCGUGCGUUCGCUUCCUCCCGCGCGUUGCCGUCCGCUGCUAGUGGCGCUGGAACUGUUUAAAAGAGAAAGCGUGAGCGGGAUUUUUUUUUCUGAAGUAUAUGUCUUGCUCUAUGAACUCCAGCGUGUGGAUUUUAUAUUUGUCUGUGACGUAGUUAUAACUGUGAAUCAUGAAGUUGUUGCUCGUGGCGGCGCUGCUCGGCCUGGCGGUGCGGGUGAGUCCCCAGUGCAUUUCGCAAUUCGAUGACAUGAUUCCCCCAAACUUCGCCGACCUUAGCUACAUCCUGCCGUUCAGUCUGAGGUUGUUCAAGGAACUCGUCCCCCACUCCGGCAACUUCCUCAUCUCGCCCUACAGCAUCUGGAACGCCCUCGUCAUGGCCUACCUGGGCACGAACGGCGAGACCAAGACGCAGAUGGAGAAGGUCCUGCAACUGAGUAACAAGGUGGAGACUCUCGCCCUGUACAGGUCCCUCUCGCAGCACAUUAAGCACCACGGGUCCUACGACAGUCCGGUGAAUUACAUCUUCGACAUCACAAACGGUGUCUGCGUCCACGAUAGGAACAUCCUGAAGGACUGCGUAGCCCGCCUCCUCACCAGGGAACUGCAGACGGUGAAUUUUCAAAAGUCCGAGGGCUCCGCCGUGACGAUCAACCAGUUCAUCAACAAAACAUCUCGCGGCAAUAUCCCUCAUCUCGUGUACCCUUUCGACCUGAACCAAGGCGAGAUGAUGAUGAUCAACGCCGUCUACUUCAGGGGACUUUGGCACAAGAGGUUCGCCGCCGACAGAACCCGGCUGGAGCGGUUCUACUCGACUCGACAGAAGCAGUACUUUGUCGAUAUGAUGUCACAGGAGGGCGAAUUCAAGACGGGCAUAUCUGAGGAGCUGGAGGCGCAGGUAUUGGAGAUGCCGUUCAAGGGAAAGCGGGCCUCCAUGUACGUGUUCCUCCCUCAGGACCAGAACAACGGACGCGAGUUGGAUAAUAUGUUGAAGCGCAUGAACCCCGGCUCGCUUCUCUCCGCCAUGAGGAUUCUGGACCGCCGCGAUGUUGUCAUUAAUUUCCCCAAGUUCAAGUACGAAAAGUGUCUCGGCAGCGAGCUCAGACUGGCUCUCAUCCGCAUGGGGAUCCGCGAACUCUUCACGGAGUCGGCCGACCUGACCACCUUCUUCCCCGCCGGAGGACUCAUGGUCAAGAAUGGUCCUUCGGGCCGCUCUCCGUCCCGCCGGCGCCCAAGCCCUUCAACUGCAAUCGGCCCUUCCUCUUCCUCGUCAUGGACAGCUACAACACCAACAUCCUCUUCAUGGGCGUCUUCCGGCAUCCGUAGUGCGUCGGUGUCCUUCUUGCGGACGUCCUCAACACGCUUGCAGGAAUUUAGGAUCAUGCUUGCACUUACGAGCCUGUGCGCUCUCUCUUCUGCAGGAAUGUUGAGUUUACAAAUCUCGCUUUUCAAGGGUACUCUGGAGUCUUCGUUGUUAAGACAGAUAACUUUCGAUAACUCAAUAGCAGGUAUUAUUUAUCUUUUUUCACAUUGUGAUAUACAGAUUUUCUUUUGAUGCUCCGAGCAGCAUGGAAACCUGUAUGUGUGUAUAAUACAUACCCACACAUAUUGUGUGCAGCCGUCUUUUUAAAAAAAGGCACUAUCUAGCUUUCUUUAUGUUGUGGGCAGAAGUUAGCAAAAGGGUACCCUCUUGACAGAAUAGAUCCUUUGCUUUCGUUCUGUUACUUUUAAUUAAAUGUCCAUUCAAAUUUCAAUGGAAUGGAAGCCAUGGGAAUAAAAGAUUAUUAGGACUUAUUAAACAAACAAAAACAGUAAGGGCAAUCCCCACAUACAUUCGAUAUGAAGGCAAAACUCAAGGAUAGGGAAUAACAGAUAUGGACUUCAUGCUUAAAGUUUCUCUCGAACAUAAACAAAACAAAAUACGCAGGAAAAAAUAUCCUUUUAUGCACUGCCCUACUUCUGUUAUACAUUUUGUAUAUAUUGUUGAUAAAUAGUCCAACGUAA
Messenger RNA from Penaeus monodon (black tiger shrimp), 2038 nucleotides. Its product is annotated as leukocyte elastase inhibitor-like. Gene Ontology annotation, molecular function: serine-type endopeptidase inhibitor activity. Lineage: Eukaryota; Metazoa; Arthropoda; Malacostraca; Decapoda; Penaeidae. The record is from RefSeq and is a predicted model, not a curated record.